Owenia fusiformis is the source of this 2487-nucleotide messenger RNA. The record is from the annotation of a GenBank genome assembly. NCBI's taxonomy places the organism in Eukaryota, Metazoa, Annelida, Polychaeta, Sabellida, Oweniidae.
CAUCUGCAGUUGUCAACUAUGACAGUAAUUAAGUAUUACAUCUGCAAUUCUCAAAAUUAAAAUACAAUGAAAAAACGUACGAAAAUAGAACCAUUUUAUGCCCUAUAUUUCUUUCCCUUUGUUGUUGUGACCCGAAUGCAGUUUUAUGACCCCUUUAGGUUAUUGCAUACAUACAAAGGCAAACUCACUAUCACAACGUCUAAAGAGAAAAAAGUAUUGAAAUGAAUUAUGCACGACUGCUUAUUUUAAUGGCAGGAGAAGUAUAUAUUGCACUCGUGGGAUAAAUUCACUACAUCUAUAUUGUGUAUCUUGACCCAAAUACAAUGAACAGCUAGACAAAUAAGCAGAAAAGCUAAAAGGUGACUCCGUCAUGGAAAACAAGGCGUAUGCAUCAGAGACAUCUAUAGAUAUACCAAAGAUUACAAAUCCAAACCCCCGCGAAGAUGCCUCUCAUGUUCAUAUCAAUAUUCCAGAGAAAUGUCCAAUAACACUUGACAAACAAAACACGCCAACUGUUACUGAUAAAGAAACAACCCACACAGGGGAAACUGAAGAAUCAUUGUCAAAAGAAACAUGUUUACAAAAUGUGCUAAAAAUCCAAAGGAAACUAUCAGCAUAUUAUCAUCAACAAAAACAUAAACUCUGGAAAAUUACAAAGUUUAUCCUUCUAAUAGGGUGGUUUGUAUAUAUUGCAUUUGCGUUAUUAUACAAUCCAGAGGGCGCCAUUGUAGUGACAGUUAUUACGGGACUUGCAUCGUUAGGCAUAGGAUAUUCAUUGAUGAAAGAAAAUGGAUUUCUAGGCAAGUUGCAAACGCAUUGCUUUAAACCAUGCUUCCAAUGUGUAACCAAGAACUGGAGGUUUCUAAGAUGGUUUGCAUAUGGGUUAGCAUUAGUUGGCAUAGCAACCUUGCUUUAUUUCCUCGUUGCCAAGGAAAACCCAGAAUAUCUGAGAUCACUUGCUGGCCUUGUGACUAUCAUUGUUCUGACGUUUAUCACAUCUACACAUCCAACUAAGGUAAACUGGCGACCAGUUGUAUGGGGCCUGGGACUUCAGUUCAUAUUUGGCCUAGUAGUGUUACGAUGGGAGUCUGGAUACAAACUGUUUGAGGCUAUGGCGAAUACGUUUCGAGACUUUCUGAGGCACUCGGACACUGGGUCCAUAUUCAUGUUCGGGGAAGCUUACACCAAUCACCCAAUCGCAUUCCAGGCGUUCCCGCAAGCAAUCUUUUUUAGUUCUGUGAUGUCAGUUCUUUUCCACGUGGGCAUUAUGAAAAAGGUGAUAGGUGGCGUUGGUUGGAUAAUGGAGGUCACGUGUGGCACGACGACAAUAGAAUCCAUUAACGCUGCAGCAAAUAUAAUUGUCAGUGGAGUUGAAACGGCUGUGAUUAUUCGUCACUGGCUACCUGAGCUGACAUAUUCGGAGCUACACGCAGUCAUGACUGCCAACUUCUCGACUGUUUCAGGAGUCGUCUUUGCACUAUUCAUCAGUUUAGGAGCACCUCCUGUCCACGUUGUCUCUGCCGCUAUAAUGUCCGCCCCGGCGGCCCUGGCACUGAGCAAACUAAGCUGCCCCGAGACUGAAGAAAGUCUUACGAAGAGAGGAGAUCUGAAAUUAGACAUUCCGAAGGCUUCCAACAUUCUCGAUGCUGCCAGCAAUGGUGCAGUUAUUACGAUCAAGCUCAUCUCCCAUGUUGUCGUCAACAUCAUUGCGUUCUCUGGCCUCAUGACGUUUGUAAACGCUGCUCUUUCCUAUAUUGGUGGCAGGGUCGGUUUGGCUGAACUAAGUUUCAAGUUUAUUUGUGGAAAAGUUCUCAGUCCUCUGGCUUACCUUUUGGGUGUAACCUGGGCAGAUGCAGAAAAGGUUGGAGAGUUGAUCGGAAUUAAACUGUUCGUCAACGAAUAUCUCUCCUACGAGCUAAUGAACAGAUAUUACAUAGAGGGAGUCAUGACGGAAAGGUCUGUUGCUAUAACAACAUACACGUUGACCGGGUUCGGGAGUGUGAUGGACAUUGGAAUUGUUGUAGGAGUAAUCAGUGCGUAUGCGCCCAAUAAGAAGGCUGAUCUGAGUAAAAUGGCGAUGAGGACGCUUUUACUCGGGAACGUGGCAGGUUGGCUCACAGCUUGUGUGGCAGGUGUUUUGUAUCAGGGCCAGGAUUCUUACUAUGUCCCGACCAGCAGUGCCAUCUUUAAUUCAACAACAACUAUUUCAACUAUGUAACCAGAAACAGAACGUAGAGUUGCUGAAUUAAAAAAUACUUCCCUUGAAAUUAUUUGUCAUUGGGGUAGAAAAAAUAAAAUGUAUAAAUAAAGACAUUUUCUCAAUUUUUAUUAUAAAGGGCGGGUUCCAUUAAGGGCCCAUUCCAGCCUCUACAGAUAUCUCAUGAUAAUGCAUAUGAUAUUGAAGAGGAAUUAUUUGUGCUUUAUAAGAACACAAUUUGAGCUCAUUUAUACCAUUGACGUUAACGCGUACAGUCAGUUAAAGGUCAC